Molecule: messenger RNA, 2678 nt
Organism: Anneissia japonica
Lineage: Eukaryota; Metazoa; Echinodermata; Crinoidea; Comatulida; Comatulidae
Product: 1,25-dihydroxyvitamin D(3) 24-hydroxylase, mitochondrial-like
Exons: 9
Coding region: 73-1665 (530 amino acids)
Biological process (GO): C21-steroid hormone biosynthetic process; cortisol metabolic process; cellular response to peptide hormone stimulus
Cellular component (GO): mitochondrial inner membrane
Molecular function (GO): heme binding; oxidoreductase activity, acting on paired donors, with incorporation or reduction of molecular oxygen; iron ion binding
Source: RefSeq, a predicted model, not a curated record
ACGAUUAAGAGGUCAUCGCACGUAGUUCAGAAUUUUAUAACAGACUAAUAACAAUAUUGAAUCGUCUGAAAGAUGGCAUCUUUAUGCAGACUUACUAGUUUUCCAUCGUCAUUUUGGAAAUUUGUACCGAUAACAUCGAGCUCAAGAUGCGCGUCUGGUGUGACUGGUGCUCAGUCUACUCAGACGUAUACCAAAAACCCGGAGAGGCUCAAGUCUAUUGACACUUUGCCCGGGCCCGGAAUCAUACAUUGGUUGCCUAAGCCUCUAAACAGGAUCAUAGUAAUGGUAGCACUAGUUAUGUUUCAGGAUAUGAGGAAAAACCACGAAAUGAUUCUUCAAAACGCUAAGAAAUAUGGCAAGAUACUCAGAAGCAUUGGAUUUGGAGUUGAUAUUGUGAGUCUAAGUGACCCGCAACUCAUUGAAAGAUUUUGUAGGACGGAAGAUAAGUACCCAAUGAGAUUUCCUAUACAGCCUUGGAUAGAAUAUAGGAAACAUAAUAAAAAACCAUUGGGGAUAUUACUAGAGGAAGGUGAAAAGUGGCACAAAAGUCGAUCCGCCAUGAGUAGACGCUUGCUGCGCCCUCAAGAAAUCGGAACAUUUUUAGAUGCGAUGAAUGGUGUAGCAGCAGACGUAUUGGAGAGGCUGAAAACUCUUCGGCCAAAGGAAGGUCCGAACAAGAACAUCAUGCCGAAUUUGGAAGAGGAGCUCUUUAGAUGGGCUUUCGAAUCUGCCUGCACGGUUUUCUUUGACAAACGUCUCGGAAUCUUGGACAAGAAUUCUCCAAAGAUUCAUCCAGAAAUCGACGAAUUUGUGUACGCUUUCCAGAAUGUCUUAGAGAAGACGGUUGACCUAAUGUUCAUACCUUACAAACUUCAAAAGAUGCUUCGAACCAAAGCGUACAAAACGCACACAGAUUCAUGGGACUUGCUCUUUAGAGUGUCCCGUGAACUUAUAGAUCGUAAACUCAAUGAGCUGGCAGAAAAAGUCGAAAACAAUGAUAAAGUCGACGAUGGAAGUUUCUUGGCGUACCUUGUCGCCCAAAACAAGUUGAGCGAAGAGGAAAUAUAUGGCAGUAUGACGGAACUGUUAGCCGCAGCCGUAGAUACGACUUCAAACUCAGUUCUAUGGGCUUUGUACUGCCUUGCAAGGAAUCCUGGAUGUCAAGAGCGUUUAUAUGAAGAGGUGACGCACGUGAUUCCAGAAGGCGUUGCACCAACAAAAGAUCACUUCAAUGAAAUGAAAUAUCUUCGAGCGGUGAUGCAAGAAACCCAAAGAUUAUACCCCAUAAUAUCAGGAAUAGGAAGAAAAGUUACAGAAGACAUGGAAAUCGGUGGAUAUAAAAUACCACCUGGGGUGUUUGUUGUUAUGGAUACGUAUUCGAUAAGCCGUAGCUCUGAAUACUUUGAAGACCCUUACUGUUUUAAUCCGGAACGAUGGCUAUCACGAGUAAAAGGAGAGAAACUGAACAAUUUCUUGAUGUUACCAUUUGGUUUCGGCGUACGUAGCUGUAUCGGUCGAAGACUGGCUGAACAAGAAAUGCAAACAUUACUCUCAUUGAUAAUUAGAAAUUUUCGCCUUGAAAUCAACAAGGAAGUUCAACCUACAUCACGCCUUAUUCUGGUACCCGAUCAGCCACUGGAACUCCGUCUAAUAGACAGAAAUUAACCAGGCUUAAGAGUCCGGUCGUUUCUAUACAUAGGCAAGAAAAAAAUAACCACAAUCUCUAUCAGAUACUCAAAGAAUUUGUUUAAUCUGAAUAUCAGCAGACAGCUCAUCAGUAAAUAGUUUUAACUUCAGUAUUUUACAGGUCUCCCUCCAUUUAACAACCUCUCCAAUUAAAGACUGCAUCUAAUUACAAACACCACUCUCUGUGGUCGAGUUUGAAUUCCUAUUUUCUAACAUUAUCUGUUCCCUCCAAAUUAAAGACUCCCUCUAUAAUUGAGAGCAAAGACCAUGGUUUUGGUGGACCCAAAUGAAACUUUUCCUUCCAAUUAAAAACCACUACAAAUAAUUAGUAAUAUUAGGGCCUAAUGCUAUUUUUUCUAUAAUAAAUUUUGUUAUAGGGCUUAAAACAUAAAAAUAUUAGCCAAUGUACAUAUUAUACCGUAAGAUGGUGUUUGUGUAUAUUGAGCAACGAUGAUGUUAGUGGUGGUGUGAGUAAUAUUUCAAUGAAAUGUUGCUUAGAACAGUUAAGGAAUUGAUGUCUGGAUUUCAAAGAAAUCCUUUAAUAAGAAUAAAUAAUCAGCAUGCGGUAACAAAACCAUAAUUAUAGGUGUAAUUUUUUCCCUACCAGACGUGGAUAUGUACUGAAUACUCAGUACGUGUGAAAACAAUUGCGAAGAAAAAUCGCAAGUUUUUCUCCUCGGCUGAAAAUGGCGUCACCCUUGGAUGCUGCACAGAUUAAUCUCUCUAUUCUUACCGGCUGGGUAAUAAAAGAAAAGAAAGAGGGGAGAGGAGGGAAAGAGAAAGAAGGGGAAAAGAAAAGGAAAGUAAAUACAGACAAGAAUAAAAAGGAAGAUAUCAUUAUGACCAAACUCACAACAUCCUGCAACCCCUGCUCCACUUUAAAAAGUGUUUUUUUUAGGUUUUUUUUUUUAAGAGUUAGCCUUCUAAAUUAUUUUAGGCCUAAUAGUUCCAAACUCAGGAAAGAACAUUUAAGAUAGAUCGUUUUACCUAAA